AUGACCUUUUCAUUUCCUCAAAGCAGAGAGGAUUUCAUGUUAUUGGUACAGCAAGUGGCCAAAGAGGAUGUGAAGAGGUGCUUGGCCGGCAUUCCAGUCACACAUCCUCAUCUUGCCAAGCUCAUGAUGGCUCCUCAUGAUUCGAAUUGUAUUUCCGAAACCAAAGAGGAAGAAGAACAAUUUUUUCAUGACUAUCGGAAUCAUCAACAGCUGUUGAAUGACAACAAUCAGAUACGGAGUAUGAAUCAUGAAACUGGAACAUUACCAACGAGCGACAACAACGUAACAAUAACGAAAUCCAUUAUUAAUAACAACACCAUUCAAGAUGCUGUCGCUGAGUCUUCAAAACAACAACAACCGUCCACGAAUGCAAAUAGACCUUCACAAACCGUCAGUACACGUAAAUUACCAGAAAAACCUAAAGAGAUCAGAAAACCUCUCGUAGAGCGUCAAACGAACAACUUUAAACCUCAACAGACAAACAAUUCUUCAGUACCUGCUUCUCCAAAGAACAUUUCACCCAAACAAACAAGCCCUAGCAGUAACGGAAGAAAUGAAGUUUAUGAAAGAUUAUUGAAACCAACCGUGUCAACUCAGAAAAAGUUUGAGAAGGAAACGAAACCACAAAAGAAGGAAGAAAAAGAAUUUAGAGAAUUGAGGAAAGAACAAAAAAAGGCCACCUCCCUGCUAUUAAGGAAAAAGCCAUCGCCCAAGAAAUUAUCCCCAAAAACAUCUCCAAAGAAGAAUGUUUCAUUUUCGGAAGCGUUAUCUCAAGUCCAAUAUAAAGAUGGUUUUGAACACGAUAAGGAGAAUAUUAACAAUGAAUCGUUGGAAUUGUCACAACAGGGUGAGGAAAAGCUCAACAAGGUAAACCCAUCAAAUAUGCCACCUUCUCCUCCUUCAACUCCAUCUAACACUUCGACUAAUCCACCAUCCCCAAAGAGUGUCAUUCAAGCACGGCCUCACACCACCGCAAACAAAACCCCAAUUCUUGAAACUCCCUGUUCACUUGAACGGACGAAAAUAGAAACAGACCAAUUUUCGAAAACCAAUGAAGUAACACAAGCUAGUCCCGUUCAGAUUGUGAAAACCCAAGUAGAAAUUGGUCAAAAUUGUAAAGCAACAGAUCAUGCAAAUGCAAUCCAGGCAACCUCUCAAAAAGCGACUCAAGAGAAAAAUAACUUUAAUUAUGAACAUUUGGAAGAAAUGCUUUUAAACGACCUAUUAUUAGAAAUUGCAAAAGAAGAGCAAAGCAACAGGAAAGAAAUGAAACGUCAGCAUUUCAAUUUGAUGCAGGGAAAGGCCAGGCAAAACAGACAAUUUGAUGAAAUGUUGAACUUGUUAAAAGAAAUGGAGCAGCAAGAGCACUCGAUUCGACGACGAUACCAGAACAAAACGUAUUUGGAUUCGAGCUCUGAAAUUUCUUCUGUAACAAGCAGUGUUGACUCCUCAUCAACGGCAACAACAGACUCCACACUGAGCCGAGGCGCUUUAUUAGACGAACACAUCAAAUCCAAAAUUAGAAAGGCAAGACAGAAGCAAAAACAUUAUUUUGAUACAUACUGUAAACCAUAUGAUAUUACAGUUGACACCUUAAUGCAAGUGUAA
Molecule: messenger RNA, 1608 nt
Organism: Naegleria lovaniensis
Lineage: Eukaryota; Heterolobosea; Eutetramitea; Acrasida; Naegleriidae
Exons: 1
Coding region: 1-1608 (535 amino acids)
Source: RefSeq, a predicted model, not a curated record